Exserohilum turcica Et28A is the source of this 1671-nucleotide messenger RNA. RefSeq lists its product as uncharacterized. The coding region runs from base 1 to 1671 and encodes 556 amino acids. Lineage: Eukaryota; Fungi; Ascomycota; Dothideomycetes; Pleosporales; Pleosporaceae. Gene Ontology annotation, biological process: transmembrane transport. The transcript is spliced from 4 exons. The record is from RefSeq and is a predicted model, not a curated record. Gene Ontology annotation, molecular function: transmembrane transporter activity.
AUGUCUAAGCCUUCGGACUCCAAUGAGCAGGCCGAUGCAGAGAAGGACUUCAAAUCUAAAUCAUUUCAGUUUUGGCUGAUCAUGAUCUCAAUCUAUUUUUGCUUCAUUUUAGUUGCACUGGACCGCAUGAUUGUUGCCACUGCGAUACCUGCAAUCACGAAUACCUUUGGUUCCAUCUCAGACAUUGGGUGGUAUGGCAGCGGAUACAUGCUCACAUGUGCCAUCUUCAAUCCGCUUUACGGCAAGCUCUACCAACUGUACGAUACGAAGCGGACAUUCCUUAUCGCAAUCUUCAUAUUUGAAGUUGGGAGUGCUAUAUGCGGCGCUGCUCCUACCUCUACAACUCUCAUUGUCGGCCGAGCGAUUGCGGGCAUCGGAGCGGCGGGCAUCACCUGCGGAUCCAUCAUGUCGGUUAUCCCUCUCAUACCGCUUCCGAAGCGACCGUUAUUCAUUUCCUUCUUUGGCCUCGCCUUUGGGGUAGCCUCUGUUCUUGGGCCCUUUCUGGGAGGUACCUUUACAGACAAUGCCCUCGGAUGGCGUUGGUGUUUCUAUAUCAACCUUCCCAUCGGUGGAGUCACCUUCGCUGUCAUUUUCUUCUUCCUACAACUUGAGUCUUCACCGAAAACGGAUCUAUCCAUCUGGGCGCAAAUCAAGCGUCUAGAUCCCAUUGGCCUUUUGUUCUUCAUACCUUCAAUGGUAUCUCUCAUACUCGCGCUUCAGUGGGGAGGUACAACGGAUCCCUGGUCGGCACCCAAGAUCAUCGGCCUUCUUAUCACCUUCGCAGUGACUUUCGUCGCAUUCUUAGUCGUCGAGUUCAAGAUGCCAGAAACAGCAAUGGCACCCGCUCGUGUCGUACUCAACCGCUCCGUCGGCGGCGCUAUGUUCUUCGUCUUCGUCAUGACUGGUGGUUCGAUGAACGCAAUCUACUACCUUGCGAUCUGGUUCCAAGCAGCACAGGGCCAAACUGCUAUGGAAGCGGGCGUACGCACUAUCCCAUUGGUACUAUGCCUCGUGCUCACUGGCAUCGUAGCCGGAGCAUGCACCCAAAAGAUUGGAUACUGCAACCCAGCAAUGUUCGUCUCACCGAUUUUGAGCGCUAUCGCUAGUGGUCUUCUUUCCACACUUGUACCGCACUCCAGCGCGAGUAAAUGGAUAGGCUACCAGGUCUUCUACGGUAUCGGCCUUGGGUGUGGUUUGCAAACAGCAAAUCUAGUCCCGCAAGUUGUCUUACCGCCGUCGGACAUCUCAUUGGGCAUGGCACUCAUGUUCUUCGUGCAGCAGCAGGGUGGCGCUAUAUUCCUCGCCGUUGGUCAGAGCGUGUUUUCACAAGAGCUUGUGAAACAACUUUCGGGUAUCGCUGGUCUCGAUACCCAAGCCGUGAUUCACACGGGUGCGACAGAGCUACGAAAGACUGUGCCAGCGAAUGAUAUCGGUACAGUGAUCAACGCGUACAGCUACUCGUUGACUCGCGUGUUCCUUGUGGUAGCGGGACUGAGUUCUUGCAUGAUCUUGGGCACGCUAUUGGUGGAAUGGAGGAGUAUCAAGAAAGCUGAUCCGCCCGCGAAAGACGAAGACGUUGAGAAGGAUUGUAGUACUAAGUCAGCUGGCAGUAUUGUGACAGCUGGCUCUGUUAAGACAACUAGUGUUGUUGAAAAGCAAAGCUGUAAGUAA